Messenger RNA from Piliocolobus tephrosceles (Ugandan red Colobus), 781 nucleotides. RefSeq lists its product as uncharacterized. The record is from RefSeq and is a predicted model, not a curated record. NCBI's taxonomy places the organism in Eukaryota, Metazoa, Chordata, Mammalia, Primates, Cercopithecidae. The transcript has 2 exons. Bases 1 to 651 code for a protein of 216 amino acids.
AUGAUAACCCUCAUAGCAAACUCCUCAGUGGUGGGAAUGUUUUCUCCACUCCGCCAGUGUCAUGGCAUCGGGUCCCUUCUCCCUACAGUGGUGGUCUGGAGACAGUUUGCCCAGCUGCCACCUCUUCUCCAAGUGCUGAGGAGCUCAGGCAUGGGAACUUUGGGCCUGGGAGCUUUGGGCCUGGGAGAAAACGGAACAAAGAGGAGAGAAGCUGACGGUGCUUACGGUGGGGCACGCAGGGGCGUUGUUUUCUCUCCACUAAGGCUGCUGGGUGGAGCCAAAAUAGUUCAGGCAGCCAAGUGCAUAGGCGUUGGGGGUGGCAAAGACGGAGAGGAUCCCCACUGUGGCUGCACCCUGAGGAGGCGUCCGUGGCAGGAGCCCCACACCCAGGACGGGCCGCCAGCAGUGAGGAGACGAACCUGGAAGACAUCCCGCUCUCCAGACAUCGCGAGGGAGGCGAGUGGUGCUCGCAGCCUGGGACUUAGGAACACAGGGAAACAGCUUCCACAUGCCAUUUGCUGGAUAAAUAUUUCUUGUAGGAUGUUUCCUAUGGAUUCAUUUUCUAUCAGGAAAGCCUUAUUUGUGGUCAGCGUCCUUGGAAAGCAGAGGCAGACAGAUUUCUGUUCUUCUCGGGAGUUCUGUGGAGGGUAACGGAUCAGCAAUAUUCCACUGAAACCAAAUACCUAGGAAAAGCAUGGGAGGACACACAGAAAUCACAAAUUUAAUUUAAUUGAUUUAUUUUUUGAGACAGGGUCUUGCUCCAUCAUCUAGGCUGGAGCGC